This is a messenger RNA of Ahaetulla prasina, 5713 nucleotides long. RefSeq names its product LIM domain containing 1 (gene LIMD1). Gene Ontology annotation, biological process: response to hypoxia; positive regulation of miRNA-mediated gene silencing; negative regulation of hippo signaling. Gene Ontology annotation, cellular component: transcription regulator complex; P-body; nucleus. The record is from RefSeq and is a predicted model, not a curated record. The transcript is spliced from 9 exons. Gene Ontology annotation, molecular function: transcription corepressor activity. The coding region runs from base 643 to 2697 and encodes 684 amino acids. Lineage: Eukaryota; Metazoa; Chordata; Lepidosauria; Squamata; Colubridae.
CUCCCAAAUCUACAUUGCCAGCGAGCGCUGACACAUCGCGCUGUCUCAAGCACGUUGCAAACUCCUCCUCCUGUAACCUACGGGUAUUGGAAGAAGAGGAAUUGUGGAAAGAAAAGGAAGAGGUGUGGGCGCCCGAAACGCUUUAGCGGCCCACGGCUCUAAGCUUGAAUAGGGAAAGCGCGAAGAAAGUAAAGCAAAUCCGACCGCGGGCCGGAGAGAACAUCCAGCCGCCACGCUACGGCUUUUUGAGCGAAGCUGACCUCCCAGUACUCCUCAAAGUGCCACGACAUCAAGAAAGCAAAGCAUUCAUUUCCCACGAGCCGCAGUAGUUUCCCUGAAAUAAUACUAGGCACAAUUGAAGAAGUAUUUGUGGCAGCCAUAGAUUGCUUCACAAACUGAAAUUUAAAGAACUUGGACCUUAAAUUUCUUCAGGAAUAACCAGGAUUUAAAGGCUUCCGUGGAUAAUCUAAGAAAUAUACUGCUGUUCUGAAAAAUACCUUGAAGUGUGAAGUUUUCCCUCUCUUUUUCUCAUAAGAAAUAGCAAAGAAUUUUAGUAACCAUGGAGUUUGUUGUUGAUUUUAACAUAACAGGUUAAUUUUAAUAUUGAAAAUAUUGACUCAUUUGUUUUUUACUAUUGUUUGAAUGAACAAACAUUUAAAAAUGGAUAAAUAUGAUGACCUUGGUUUAGAGGCAAGUAAAUUUAUAGAAGACCUCAAUAUGUAUGAAGCUUCCAAAGAUGGUCUCUUUCGAGUAGACAAAGCUGUUGAGAAUAACCCAGAAUUUGAAGAAACCAGAAGAGUUUUUGCUACAAAAAUGGCUAAAAUUCACCUGCAGAAACAACAAGAACAAGAGGAAUUGAUGAAAGGAGCCUCAGUGGAUUUGAAUGGUGGAUUUAAUUUUGGUGAUCCGCUUCCAAAUUAUUCUGUAGUCAAAGACACCACAGGAACAAAUAAAUUGCAACCACGGGAAAAUAUUGCUAAGCCCCCUUUGGCUGCAUCAUCAACAGUAUGUGCAGGUCAUCAGCUUGCUUUUCCAAGCCAGUCUCUAUGUCACAGUGAUGAAGAGCGAACAAAAAUAUAUCAAGAUGACUAUGGAUAUAGCAACAGUCUACAGGGUCCAGAUAUUCCUGGAGGACCAAAUUGCCACAGAUCAGGUCAGAUGAAUCCAGGUGGUUCUAAGGCAGUGCUUCCUUCCCCAUCAUGGAAUGAACACAGCAAUGGUGAUAAUCAAACAGGUGUUCAAAGAAGGAGGAAAAGUGCUGGUAAGUUUAGCAGCCAAAAAUCAAAUAUCGGCUUUCAUUUUUGGUCAAACAGCCAAGAUGAAUCAUUGCAGAAAAGCCCUAGAAAACAUCAUGCAGAUCUUCAUCUAUACCAACAAUCCCAUAGUCCUUACAGAUCUUCAGAAAGUGGAAGUCAGGGAAGUGGAAAUGAAAGCUCUGGACUUAGUAAGAGCUGUAUCCAAAACCUAGCUUGCCAGAGACCAUCUUUGAUCUCUGACAGUAUCCUCUUGUCUUCUUCAGUUGGGGUUGGUGAUGAAUCAGCCAUGAGAUAUUCACAGCAGAAAUCUUCAUCAUAUUCUGUUUCAUCAAUACAUUCUUCUCAGAUUCUUUCAAAUCGGUCUGUUAAUUUUCAUCCAAAUAGAAGCAGUAGUGACAACCACUUAUGGUGCAGUGAUAGCACUCAACCUUCAAUUUCUAUCCCAGUUCCUCCAAGUGCAGAUUAUCAGCAGCACAAUAUUUAUCCAUACACUUCAGGUCAUUUUGUAGUUCAUGGUCAAAAUUACAGGCUUAAUUCUGCUGGUUCUGGUCGGAGUUUUGAGCAGAAUUCUAUCAUUGCAACAUCUCAUGGACCAAUGAUUUCUGAUGUUCCCAUAUCUCCUUUUAAGGAGAGUGUCAUUGUUCAGCAGCAUGACUCUGGUCCCCAAGAAUUGUCUGGUUCUGCAAAAAUAAAAUUACCCUGUCAGAUGCUCCUUUCACAGCAAGACCAAGGGCGCUCUACUGCUGAAUUAAAAUUAGAAGCUCUUACUCAGCGCCUGGAGCAGGAGAUGGAUGCAUGUCCCAAGGCUGACUACUUUGGAACCUGCGUGAAAUGCAACAAAGGUGUAUAUGGUGCAAAUCAGGCCUGCCAGGCAAUGGGGAAUCUCUACCAUGAUGGAUGCUUCACCUGUGGAGCAUGUAGCCGAAAAUUGAGAGGGAAGGCCUUUUACUUUGUUAAUGGGAAGGUGUUUUGUGAAGAAGACUUUCUAUAUUCAGGCUUUCAGCAGUCAGCUGACCGAUGCUACAUAUGUGGUCAUUUGAUUAUGGAUAUGAUUUUGCAAGCAUUGGGGAAGUCAUACCAUCCAGGCUGCUUCCGUUGUGUGAUUUGUAAUGAAUGUCUUGAUGGAGUGCCAUUCACAAUAGACAGUGAGAACAAAAUCUACUGUGUCCGAGAUUACCACAAAGUUUUGGCACCAAAAUGUGCAGCUUGUGGCCUUCCUAUUUUGCCAACUGAAGGCUCUGAUGAGACUAUCCGUGUGGUAUCAAUGGACAAGGAUUACCACAUAGAGUGUUACCGCUGUGAGGACUGUGGAAUGGAACUCAAUGAUGAAGAUAGUCAUCGUUGCUACCCAUUAGAUGAACAUUUGCUUUGCCAUUCUUGCCAUCUUAAGCACAUAGAAAAAGGCACUACCCCUGUUGCUUCCUAUUGGCAUCACUAUUAGCCAGCUAAUAGUGCUAAAGUUUCCAGAAUCCUGUCAAAGGAAUCAGUAAUUUUGGGGAGGAGUUGGUGGUGAAAUGUAAAAUUUGUUACUACCGGUUCUGUGGGCAUGGCUUGGUGGGGCGUAAUAUGACUGGGUGGGCGUGGCCGAAGAGGUUGUAAAAAAUGCUUUUAAAAGCCUCUGACGAUCCCAGCUGAGCCACGCGAUCAUUGGAGGCUUUUUUUUUACUUUUAAAAGCAUUUUUUUGGCCAAAGAAAAAAUGCUUUUAAAAAUAAAAACAAAAACCUGAUGAUCACAUGGCUCAGCUGGGCAUGGGGGCCCAGGGAUUUUUUCUCCGAACCACCCAGCACCAUUGCCACCGAAUUGGGAGAUCCGGUCCGAACCGGGAGCAUUUCACCCUGAGCAGUUGUAUCCAUAUGGGAGUGAAGAUCUUUUAUCUGCAUAGGAGACAGACAGAAUACAUAUGGUAUUAUCCAGGGUACUUUGUAGUUUCUUUGCCCUUAGACUGAAAAAGCGGGGAAGGGAUAUUUAGGUCAUUUGAAGAAAAAACGUUAGAAGCAAAUAUGAUACAGCUUUCCAAACUGUAGGUCUUCAGAUCUGUACAUAUAUGUCAGUUAUAGUUCCUACUGUAAUUUGUGGAAAUAAAUGUUUCAUGAGUUGGUCCAGAGUUCUAAGAAUACAUUAAUGGGUUCCCUUAGUGAGCUUAGUAUCACAAAGUUACAUUUUUGUUUAGUGCAGGUUGCCUUCUGCCUCCACCUUUAAAUUUGAUCCUGAUUUCUAAAAUUGCAGAUAUUUUGAAAACAGUUGAUCUGGUAUUUUCUCCAUUUCAGUUAAACUCCAGCCUUUCUACAUAAUGUCAAAAAUGAGACAUUAUGUAUAGAUGUAUGAAAUACAAGGUGAUCAAAAUAACCCAAGAGCACAUAUGGAGACAACUGAUAGACAAUUUAUAAAUUUUGAGCACUUGAAACAAUUUGAGAUAUGAACUUUUGAGAGAAUUCUUUUUAGAGAAACGCUGAAAGAGCAAGAAUUAUUUGUACUGAAGGAAGAAAAAAUGUAUGUAUGUAUUCCUUGGACUCUAGGGCCUUAAAUCACAGAUAUUAUGUUUAAUAUGUCUAAUAUUACAUCUUGCAUACUUCUUGUUCCUAAUUCUUAGGAUAAACCUAAGUAGAUAGGUGGUAUUGAUUUUUUGUCCCAGAUGUUUAUCAUUUGAUUAUCGAUAUACUAUUCAACUUUAUUGUGUGCCACUAAACUAACUUCACAUCAUUUCUGGUUUGUAUGUCCAACUUUAGAAAUGGCCUUAGUCUUCAUACAUAAAGUUGAAACCAUUGCAGUAUCACAAAUUCUAGCAUGCUAAGGUGGGCAAACCAUAAGUUAUUGCCAUAUACAAGAUGAUGGAGGUGACAUAAAAAGAGUUUUAUAUGCACUUCAUGGAGUAGAGGAUCCAAGCAACAUUUUAACAAGAAUAUUGAAUCGAUAGUUAUGUUUGUACUUUUAUAUAUAGAAAUUAUACAUCUCAGGUAUACUUUAGGAUCAUUGUCUUGACAAGAUAGAUGGUUGAUUGGCAAGAGGCAUAUUAGUUGGUGACAGUACUUUCCAAUUUGUACAAGCGUAAGUCACCUGCUUGCAGUUUGAAUUCUUUACAGAAGGCUUCUGCAAACAACCUUAUUUGGUUGCUAUCAUUUCAAAUUUAUUUAUAAUUCAGCAUACACCUUUUAAAAAAAAUCCAACAUACACUUUUCUUCAUAACCACAACAGUCAUUCAAUAUAAACAAUUGCAAGGUUUGGAGACUGGUUCAUUUAUAUAGUGGAAAGAAAUAAACAAAACAACAGCCAUCAAAAUAUCUUUUAACCCCAAAAUUCUACAUGUGCAAGCAGAGAGUAGAAGCCUAUUUAUUGAGAAGUGUUUUACAAAUAGUUUUCCCUCCUGUUAAUGCAUCAUCUUAAUUCCACUCCAAGCUUGCCUCAGUGUCUAUAAUGCUUCAAAAUUAGAAUUAAAAUAGACUUGAACAGAACUACCUGAGAUAAGGCAGCCAGACUUACCAAUGAUAUUUCACUCAUAAUCAUUGCAAUCCCGGUUCAAAGAUGGUGUUGCAUGCCUUGCUACUUUUUCCACAAGCCCUCCACUCUAAGUCAAUCACAAUUAUCCCUGCUUCUAUAUUGAUUAGGGUGGAAACAUUAUUUUAAAACAUGAGCCAAUUGCAGCAUUAGAAAUUGCUGGAACACUUAAAACAUUGCAUGAAAUAUUUGGUUUUUUUCAGGUGGGGAUAAAACCUCCAAACACAUGACUACAUACAGAAAUGCAAGAUAAUCUUUUGCAUUUGAAUCUUUUGCAGUAGAAGUACAUAACUGCUUAGAAGCAUAUAAAGCACCGUUAGAUUAGAAUUGCAGAUUUUUCAUUUUCUAGGCCUGGACCAAUUUUAUUUUAGCUUUCAGAUAAACAUACGUUUUCAUGUACUGUUUUCCAUAAAAUAUUAACACUGUACAAUCUUCCAUAGCCUGUGAUCUGAUAAACAAGUCAGGAUAGUCCAUGUGUUUUGACUUAAAUGUUUACAUCAAUUAUUUAAAUUUAUUUUAUAUUUUUUUCUUUCCAAGGGACUGAAUUUAUUUUAUAUCAGCCUUCAUUUAAAGGAGUCUAUAGUAAAAGAAAAGCUCAUCUGCUGGCAUGAAUUUGAUAUGUAAUUGGCUAAUCAGAUAGUGAUAUAAAAUAGUGGUAUUAGCAUAAUGCAUGGCCAUAGAACAACCUGCAAGACAUAGAAAAUAAUACAGUAUGAAUAAUUUUACAAUGUUGACAUUUGAUGAAAGAAGGAAUUUCAUAAUGUAAAGGAUUGCCUAUGUUACUUUUCAUCAUACAUACUUGGAUACCAGUGUACAUAUUGUCUAUUUAAGAUUCAGACACAAAAGAUACUAUUUUUUAAAAAUUGAAGUUUUAUUAUUGUUUAAGUAUAUUAUUUGCAACCUCUUUUAUAAAGCACUGGAAUACAGACAUUCUCCCAACCCCCAAAUUUAAAGAAUUUGAGUU